AUGGUGGGGUGGUUACUGCGAUGCCCACUCGUUUCCUCCCUGCGGCCUCUGCAAAUUCCCCAGGCUACUGCAGUGCAGCCUGUGGGCGGCACUCUUUACGCAGCGGUGGCUGCGCGCAACGCAACCAGUUACUGCAAGCUGUGGGCGUCGGAUCAGAAUCCAUGUGAAGCCAGAGGGUGGGUCCUGCUGGGAAGAGCAGCACACUUCGCGCAGCGGUGGCUGGUGCGCAACCAGUACGUGGUGGGGGGGUACUGCCGUGUGGUGGAGACUCUGGAGGAGAAGCGGAGGAAGAGGAAUGCUCCCCCGCCGCCCCCGCCACCACCGGAGGAGGAGGAGGAGUUGAAGCGGAUGGCAGAGGAAGAUGGUGCCUUGCAAACCAACGAGUGUCCCAAGCUCACGUGCAACACGGUAACGCGUGGGUACAUGUUUGACCACGAGGGCAAGGGCCACUUCAACUUCACCUACACAGGCAUCGGCCCCGCCCGCCCGCACACGUGCUACCUGCUGUGCCGGAGAACCCCCGGGUGUGCCUUCUGGAUGUACAACAUGCGGUCCAAACGAGUCCAAGCGAGUCCAAGCGAGGUGAGUGGGGCGCUGUGGUUGGGAUUGCAGCCUUUAAGCUCAUCGCGCCUUGAUGUGCCGGAGCACUCCCGGGUGUGCCUUCUGGAUGUACAACAUGCAGUCCAAGCGAGUCCAAGCGAGGUGAGUGGGGCGCUGUGGUUGGGAUUGCAGCCUUUAAGCUCAUCGCGCCUUGAUGUGCCGGAGCACUCCCGGGUGUGCCUUCUGGAUGUACAACAUGCAGUCCAAGCGAGUCCAAGCGAGGUGAGUGGGGCGCUGUGGUUGGGAUUGCAGCCUUUAAGCUCAUCGCGCCUUGAUGUGCCGGAGCACUCCCGGGUGUGCCUUCUGGAUGUACAACAUGCAGUCCAAGCGAGGGAGCAGAACCCGUGUGAGCCCACAGACGCAUUUGACUCCACCACUGCACAUUAUGUGGCGAAGCGGCCCACGGGGUCGUUUGUGAUUGGUGGGAACUGUGACAAGCUGCCGCCCAUGAAGGCUGAUCCACAGGCAAGGGAGGCACAGAUGGCGCAGCAGCAGCUGCAGCAGUAA
Messenger RNA from Closterium sp. NIES-65, 1107 nucleotides. The record is from the annotation of a GenBank genome assembly. Lineage: Eukaryota; Viridiplantae; Streptophyta; Zygnematophyceae; Desmidiales; Closteriaceae.